Messenger RNA from Rhagoletis zephyria (snowberry fruit fly), 1176 nucleotides. RefSeq lists its product as uncharacterized. Lineage: Eukaryota; Metazoa; Arthropoda; Insecta; Diptera; Tephritidae. The record is from RefSeq and is a predicted model, not a curated record.
AUGAAGCCCAGUCAAACUUAUGUCGAAUGGGUGGCUGAGUUGCGUGGUGCUGCGAGAGAGUGCAUGUUCGAAUGCGCUGCAGAUGGGUGCCGUAAAUCUUUUCUCGAUAGUAACAUAAGGGAUAUGAUUAUCAUGCAUACACCACAUGAUAAAGUGCGAAGUGCAGCUCUCCAAAAGCCUAACCCUACAUUAGAUGAAGUAUUGCAAAUAGCUACAGUGUACGAGUCGACAAUCAAAACGUGCUUGGAGAUUAAGGGUGAGGGGGACGCACCAGCCGUAGACUUACAAGAUAACGAAAUUUCUGGUAACGUGUGUAAUACUUGUUCGUUCACGGAAGAGGCAUCACAGCUAAAUUUGCGCGUUUCUCUCAGGCAGUGUGUUAACCAGCACCCGGAAAUAUUCUUAUCAAAGCUGGGAAACUGCAAAACGUUUAAGGCAAAUAUCACUCUUCAGCCUAAGGCAAAACCGAAAUUCUUUAAGCCUUACAAUUUACCAUUUGCUCUUCACGCUGAUGUGAAAGCUGAAAUUGAGCGACUUGUUAAAGCUGAAGUGUUGAAACCUAUACGCGUGAGUGAAUGGGCAGCGCCAAUCGUAGUUGUGCGAAAGCCAAACGGUAAAUUUCGAAUUUGUGCUGAUUUCAAAGUCGCUUUGAAUUCCCAAAUCCAAAUCGACCGGUACCCGAUACCCAGAAUAGAAGAGUUGUUCCAUAAGCUACAAGGUGGUAAAUAUUUCACAAAAAUCGAUCUAAGCGACGCAUAUUUGCAAGUCAAUUUAACCGACGAGGCGAAAAAAUUUACGGUUAUUAAUACUCCAUUUGGAUUAUUUCAAUUUCAGAGCAUGCCUUUCGGAAUGGCUAGUGCGCCUGGAAUUUUCCAACGUUUUAUGGAAGAAGUCAUCGCUGGUGUUCCGCAUUGUGCCGUUUAUUUGGAUGACAUUAUCGUCACCGGCCAAGAUAACGACGAGCACAUCCGUAAUGUAGAAGAAAUUUUUAAGCGUUUAAGCUUUCACGGUCUUACAUGCAGGGUGGAAAAGUGUAAUUUUGCGGAAAAGCAAGUCGAGUACGUCGGGCAUAUCAUCAACGCUACAGGAAUAAUGCCAUCAGAAAAGCGAGUCGACGCAAUUAAACGUAUGCCUCCGCCGAAAAAUAUCAAAGAAAUCGAAUCUUUUAUCGGCAAG